Molecule: messenger RNA, 1086 nt
Organism: Humulus lupulus (European hop)
Lineage: Eukaryota; Viridiplantae; Streptophyta; Magnoliopsida; Rosales; Cannabaceae
Exons: 2
Coding region: 1-1086 (361 amino acids)
Source: RefSeq, a predicted model, not a curated record
AUGGGUCAAAUUGCCACUUCAUUAAGUCAAAGUGAGCCACAGAAUCAAGGAAAAUUACCUUCACAGCCUGUUCAGAAUCCAAGGGAAAAUGCUAAUGCCAUCACAUUAAGAGAUGGCAAGACUUAUGAUCCACCUACUAUUCCAUCAAGUUCAAAUGAUGCACCAUUACCUCCUACCCAAUCCGCCCAACAAGACAAAGAUGAAACCCCAACCACAACACCCAAACCUAAACCAACUAUUCCCACUUAUGUCACUACUCCUCCAUUUCCUAGUUGUUUGAGAAAGACAAAGAUAAAUGAAGCUGAACAGGAAAUACUAGAGACUUUUUGCAAGGUUGAGGAGUUAUGCACCGAUAAGAGGAAGCUAAAAGGGAAUGACAAGGUGAGUGUGGGGGAAAUUUUUUCGGUGGUUCUUCUAAAGAAACUUCCACCAAAGUGUAAGGAUCCUGACACCUUCACUAUUCCUUGCACUAUUGGCAAUAAAAGGACUGAAAGAUGUAUGUUAGAUUUGGGUGCUUCAAUCAAUGUAAUGUCUUACUCUAUUUACACCUCUUUGAAUUUGGGACCACUUGAAGAAACAUGGGUGAACAUACAAUUAGAGGAUCGUUCUAAUGCCUAUCCAAGGGGAUUAGUAGAUGAUGUAUUGGUUAAAGUAAAUGAAUUGGUUUUUCUGGCAGACUUUUACAUUCUUGAUAUGGAAGAUGACUCAGUUCCAUGUUCUACACCAGUAUUAUUGGGAAGGCCAUUCUUAAAGACAACUAGAACUAAGAUAGAUGUUCAUGAGGGAACUUUGACCAUGGAGUUUGAUGGUGAAGUGAUUCGCUUUAAUAUUUUUGAGGCUAUGAGGUAUCAAAGUGAUGUUCAUUCAGUUUCUUCAAUUGAUAUUUUGGAUUCAUUGUCACAAAGAAUUCUUGAUUUACAUGGAGAGGAUGGGUUAGAUGUUGUUUUGAGGGAACCAAUAGACUUAGAGAAAGAUGAUGUCACUACUGAAGUAAAGGAGACGAUGGCUGCACUUAAUAGUGGUGGAGAGAUUUCUAAAGAAGUGUUGUACUUAGAGUUGCAUGUUUCUCAUGAGCAACUUCAUUAA